GUUCAUCUGUCAUGACAAGAACUCAAAACUUAAUGGAGACAAUGGUUUUAUUUCCUAUCAAAUUAGUUUGAUUCCAUUUAGUUAAACACACAGUGGAAAGAACAGCAGAAAAGAGUAAAGAACUGAACCUGGGCAAAUCUGAUCUGGUCUAACUGAAGUAGCUUGUGAUGUUGCAGAACAACAUGACUGAUGAGGAGACAAUGGACCCUAACUCUGAUUACUAUACCCAAGAAUAUGGCAACGAGUUGUGUGUCAAAGAGGAGGUGGUGAAAGUCGGAUCCAUUAUUAUUCCAGUCUUUUUCACAAUAGUGGUUGUGUUAAGCUGCAUCGGUAAUAUCCUUGUUCUGGUCAUCCUGGCGCUCUAUGAGAGUCUCAAAUCCCUGACCAACGUGUUCAUCCUCAAUGUAGCUCUGUCAGAUCUGCUGUUCACGUUUGGACUUCCAUUCUGGGCCUCGUACUACAUCUGGGGUUGGACGUUUGGAGAAAGUGGCUGUAAAGCAGUGAAGUUUCUGUUCUAUGUUGGCUUUUACAGCAGUGUGUUGUUCUUGACUCUCAUGACCAUUCAGCGUUACAUGGCAGUGGUUCAUCCUCUGUCUGACUGGGAGAAAUGCAGAGGAUUUUCUGUCGCUCCUUUCAUUGUUUGGAUCCUGAGUGGAGCAGUUUCACUGUUUGGCUCACUUCAUAGCAAAGUUAUACCACAUUUUAAUAGUACAUACUGUGAAUAUGGCACUACUGAAAUGAAAUCUGGCAUUGUUUAUUUUCAAAAUGCUUUCUUCUUCAUUGCAUUUCUAAUCAUGGGUUAUUGCUAUGGCAGAAUGCUUCAGACGAUAACAAAAUCACGGACCAAUAAGAGACACAAGACUGUAAGACUAAUAUUCUGCAUUGCACUGGUGUUUUUUGUUGGUUGGGCUCCAUAUAAUAUUGUUAUGUUCUUAAAAUCUUUGACAGAUCAGAAUAUCAAGCCAUUCACAGAGUGUGGAGUAAGCAUUGGACUCGACUAUGCAUGUUAUGCUUGCCGAAUGUUAGCUUUUACACACUGUUGCUUGAACCCUGUGUUUUACGUUUUUGUUGGUGUAAAGUUCAGGAAUCAUCUAAAACUGAUUCUGCAGAAGAUCUUUAAAAAAAAAAAAAAACUCGAUUCCAGUCAAGCCAGAUUGGCAAAAAAUCAAUCGCUGGGUUCAAUGUACUAAGAGAAAACUCAAGUACUUUUACCGAAUGCAGUGAAUCAACAAUGAGCUCUAAGAUGUUGUGAAUGUGUGAAUGAUGUACAUCACUCUUAAAAAUAAAGGUUCCAACAGGAGGUUUUUGCGACGAUGUCAUAGAAAAACCAUUUUUAGUUUCCCAAAGUGCCUUUCCGUGGUCAGUGCUUACAAGAACGAUUUUCUCUUAGUGUGAAGAAUGUUUUAGUAACCUAAAGAAACUUUUUCCAUUAUAAAGAACCUUUUGUGCAAUAGAAAGAUGUUCCAUCGAUGUUAAAGGUUACUAAGCCAUCAACUUGACCAUGAAAAUAAACAAUAAAAAACCUUUAUUUUUAAGAGUGUAGAGAUACUGUUGUAGCUACUGUAGCAUUGUUUUAUUAUUAUUAUUAAUGUGCUGCACUUGAUUAUUUGAAGAAUUUAUUGAGUCAUUGCACAGCUACUGCCGAUAUGAUUGCAAUAAUUUAAUAUGCAUGACUAAAAUUUUAAAAAAUGAAUGAAAUGUUGCCACUUUUCAGGAAAAUUCCUCUCUUCAUCAAGCAGCAAGAGCAUUCAGUUAUGAGAAAAUCAUGUUUUAAAUUAUAACCUAUAUUUUUCUUCCUAUUUGUGGUUGAAGUUCUCAUUACGAGGUCAUAUAAAAAUAUAACUGGAAGUAUGUAAUGAAAAAACCACUGACAAAUGUUCCAUUUUCAUACAUGUCGUCAUUUAUGCAGAAAAUAUUUUCACAUGAAAUUAAAAUACAUUUAUAUAUA
This is a messenger RNA of Ctenopharyngodon idella (grass carp), 1948 nucleotides long. RefSeq names its product chemokine XC receptor 1-like. The record is from RefSeq and is a predicted model, not a curated record. The coding region runs from base 168 to 1190 and encodes 340 amino acids. Gene Ontology annotation, cellular component: membrane. Lineage: Eukaryota; Metazoa; Chordata; Actinopteri; Cypriniformes; Xenocyprididae. Gene Ontology annotation, molecular function: chemokine receptor activity. Gene Ontology annotation, biological process: immune response; chemotaxis; G protein-coupled receptor signaling pathway. The transcript is spliced from 2 exons.